Molecule: messenger RNA, 1135 nt
Organism: Rotaria sp. Silwood1
Lineage: Eukaryota; Metazoa; Rotifera; Eurotatoria; Philodinida; Philodinidae
Source: the annotation of a GenBank genome assembly
AUGUCAUUUUCACCGAUACUACAUCAAGUUUGUACUAGUGAUUUCAUCAAAGAUUCCUGGAUAGCACUGCUUACAGCUAUUACCUCUCAAAAUACACCUCUUGACUGGAGUGGUAAUAUUGUCUCACAAUUUCAACUAUUGUCAGUUUUAUGUGAACUAGCUAAUGUGACGAUCGAUGAUGCUGUCCGUCGCUUUCUUGAACGACCAUUUGUCAGUUUACAAGUGGUCCCAAAGAUCAGCUUUGAUGAUCAAUUAGCUGCAGCUAUUAAUCAAUGUAUUGAAUCGACCAUCAUAUAUUUUGGCCUUCUCAUUGAUAUAAUACAUCUUUUUACACAAGUCGAUCAACCUUACACCGGAGUUAGCUCUCCAGGCUUGGUUCCGAAUUUCAAUGCAAAAUUAAUUAAAAAUUAUUUGACAAAUGAGAGCAGCAAUCAACAAUCAGCGUCGGUAUGUCUUUAUCAGCAAGAUAUAUAAAUUAGACAUGCACCAGUACCAGUAACUGGGUACCCAGUCCGACUGGUACCCAGUUAUGACUGGGUACCCAGUCGCGACUGGGUACUUAGGUAUUUUAUCUUGACUUCGCUAAUCGGACAGUAUUUUCCUAUUUUCUAAUAUAUUGGAGUACAGUCAUUCUAGGCGUGCACCAAAUCCGAAGCCUGCCCACUCAAAACGCUGGAUUUGACAGUAUUGUACUAGGGUUGGGCUUGAGUUUGACACGAUUCGACUCGAUUAGGUACAUCCUUACCAGAAUAGAAGAAAAUAAUACUCAAUUGAUGGGACAAAGGUAGGAUGACUAGGUACCCAGUCGGACUGGUACCCAGUUCACCAGUUACAACUGGGACUGGUGCAUAUAUAAUAUAAAUUUCUUUUUUCAAAAUAUGGAUAAAAUCAUAAUAGUUAUAUUACGCAUUCACUCAAAUAAAUUGUAAAUGAAUAUUUCUGCACACAAUAUUUCACGAGAAAUUUCUUUUUGUGAAGAUAGAACUCGCACUAUAUUUAUUGCUGAACCAGUGAAAAUCGAAUUAAUAUUGAUUCUUCUUUUGUACACCCAAUAUACUUCUACCGUGAUAAUUCAAAUAAGGUACUUUCAGAAAUCAAUAGAUUAUAAAAAUCCAGAAUGUAACGAGUUCUGAUA